Messenger RNA from Trifolium pratense (red clover), 3032 nucleotides. Its product is annotated as protein NPGR2-like. The record is from RefSeq and is a predicted model, not a curated record. NCBI's taxonomy places the organism in Eukaryota, Viridiplantae, Streptophyta, Magnoliopsida, Fabales, Fabaceae. Bases 452 to 2644 code for a protein of 730 amino acids. The transcript has 6 exons. Gene Ontology annotation, molecular function: protein binding.
AAAACGAACUUUCCUGUCAUGCAAUUCCGUUCCUCCUCCCUCGAUCAUCUCUCUUUCUCUUUUUUCUCUUUUUCUGUUCUGAAAAAAAAAAAAAAGAGAAUAAACUAAAAUCUUCUCUCUUACGCUUUCCCUUUCCAGUUCAAACACCACUCACUCUGUUUCAGUUUCAGUUUCUCCCCAAACAUAAUUACACAAAUAAAGCUAUUAUUUAUUACUCGAAACAGAAAUUAAAAUUAAAAUCACAAAAAAAAAGAAGGAAAAAGAAGCCCCGAAAAAGAAAAAGCUUAAGAAGUGAAAGAAGCUUUCAAAUGCUUUGAUUGAUUCAAAGGUGCAUUUCAUUCAACAAUGGAAUUCACUCUUCCUAUUUCCUUCUCUUUCACUCUUUCCUUUUCUUUCUCUAUAAUCAAAAGUGUUGUUGUGGUGGAGAGGUUUUUGAGAGAAGAGAGGAAGAAUGGGGAGUAGGGUUAGGCAACCGAGGAAGAGAUUGCAGAAGAUAAUGAGCUGUCUUUGUUCGGGGGAGAUUGUAAAAGAACAAGAAGAAGAUACAAUGGUUCCUAGUUCGUCUGAAUCACUUGCAACCAAGGAGUUUUUUUCUGCAACGGCAAGUGGAUUUUCUGGCCAAGAUGGACAAGUUGAGAGGAGGUUGGAUUCUGGUAAUAUAGAACAAGCUGAAUUGUCGUUGCGUGAGAGUGGCAUCUUAAAUUAUGAGGAAGCUAGAGCUCUGUUAGGGAGAUAUGAAUUUCAGGAAGGAAAUAUAGAAGCCGCUUUGCAUGUUUUUGAAGGCAUAAAUAUAGCUGCUGUGACUCCCAAGAUAAAGGAUUUUCUUGCCAAAAGCAGAGAACGCCCCAGGAGACGCUCUCGGAGUUACACUACUCCACCAAUGUCUAUACAUACAGCUGGAUUACUAUUAGAAGCAAUCUUGCUAAAGGCAAAAUGUUUGCAGGUUCUUGGAAGGUUUGAAGAAUCUGCCCAAACAUGUAAAGUUAUUCUGGACAUGAUUGAGUCUUCUUUACCUGAAGGCUUGCCUCAAAACUUUGGUGCCGAAUGUAAAUUGCAGGAGACUUUAAGCAAGGCGGUUGAGCUACUUCCAGAAUUAUGGAUACUUGCUGAUUGUCCACGUGAAGUUAUUUUGUCUUACAGGCGUGCACUCCUUCACCAAUGGAAUCUUGACGCAGAGACCACAGCAAAAAUUCAGAAAGAAUUUGCCAUUUUUCUUCUAUAUAGUGGAGCAGAAGAAAUUCCCCCAGAUUUUCGUUCCCAUAUGGACAGUUCAUUUGUACCAAGAAAUAACAUUGAAGAGGCUAUUCUUCUUUUAAUGAUUUUGCAAAGAAAAGUCUCUCUAAAUAAAAUUGAGAGGGAUCCUUCAAUUUUGGAGCACCUUUCGUUUGCUCUAUCAGUUUCUGGGGAUUUGACAGCUUUAGCCAACCAAUGGGAAGAAUUACCCCCUGGUACUAUCAAUCGAAGAGAAAGGUACCAUGCACUUGCUCUUUGUUAUUAUGGAGCAGAUAAGGACUUGGUGGCACAUAAUCUUCUUAAAAAGGUGUUGAGUAGCAGUGAGGAUCCAAAACAUGUUCCUGCUUUGUUAAUGGCUUCUAAGAUAUGCUGUGAGAACCCUGAACUUGCAAAAGAUGGGGUUAGCUACGCUUGCAGAGUGCGUGAGAACUUGGAUGGAAAAUGUAAUCAGUUGGAAAGUCUCGCCAAUUGCUUACUCGGCAUUUCGCUUUCAACAUACUCAAAAUUUGCUGUUUCUAAUUCGGAGACAUUCGAUAGACAAUCCGAGGCACUUCAUUCACUAGAAACUGCAAGCACUAUGACCGGAACAAAUGACCCUCUUGUACUUUACUAUUUAAGUUUAGAAUGUGCAGAACAAAGGAAGUUGGAUUCUGCACUUCACUAUGCAGAACGCUUUCUAAGCUUAGAAGCUGGGUCUAAUAUUAAAGGCUGGUUAUUGUUAGCCCGGAUAUUAUCAGCACAAAAACAGUUUUUAGAUGCUGAAUCUAUUGUUGAUUCUGCUUUGGAUGGGACUGGAAUAUGGGAUCAAGGAGUUUUGUUGCGAACAAAAGCUAAACUUCAAAUUGCACAGGGGAAGGUGCCAAGUGCCAUUGAGACAUAUAUUCGGCUUCUUGCUAUUUUUCUGGUUCAGAGAAAAACUUUUGGUUCAAGAACGAAGCUAUAUAAGGAUGGCAGAGAUCAUGCUAGGAACUUGGAAGUGGAAAUAUGGCAUGAUCUUGCUUAUGUUUACAUAAGUCUGUCACGGUGGCAUGAUGCAGAGGUGUGUCUUUCGAAAUCUAAGGCCAUCAAACUAUACUCUGCUUCUAGAUGCCAUGUAAUAGGUACUAUGCUCGAAGCAAAGGGUCUUUACAAAGAGGCUCUAAAAUCUUUUCGUGACGCUUUGAACCUUGAUCCUACACAUGUCCCUAGCUUGAUAUCAACUGCUGCCGUUCUUAGACAGUACGAUACUCCAUCAAAUCCUGCCGCUCGAAGCUUUCUAAUGGAUGCACUAAGGCUUGACAAAACUAAUGCUUCUGCUUGGCAUCAUCUUGGCAUUCUUCACAAGGCUGAAGGUAGAGUGUUUGAAGCUGCAGAAUGUUUUCAGGCAGCAAACUCUCUUGAAGAAACAGAACCAGUGGAGCCUUUCAGAUGACUGAUUCAACAUCCACAAGCAUUUAUUUAUGUAAUGCCAUCUCACGCUUGAUUAUACACAACUCUUGUGCUCUUGACAUCGAUAUACACAACUCUUGUGCUCUUGACAUCGAUAUACACAACUCUUGUGCUCUUGACGUCGAUAUAGGUCAACAAGAUAGGAAUGAUUUACAAUUUAGUUAGCUUUCCAUGCUAGUGAGCUGUUGUCCUUCCCUUUUGGAUUGUUGCUCAAGGUUGAUACGACUUACCUUUAGAUUAUUCAUUCAUGUAUAAUUUUCCCUGUAUUGAGAUAAAUUUCAUUAAAUACAAUGGAAAAUGUAUCCAAAACAAAUAAAAAGUCGAAGAACUGGAGGUUAUCUAUCGACAAUUAGGAUGUGAUUCUUGAUUGA